Molecule: messenger RNA, 864 nt
Organism: Rangifer tarandus platyrhynchus (Svalbard reindeer)
Lineage: Eukaryota; Metazoa; Chordata; Mammalia; Artiodactyla; Cervidae
Source: the annotation of a GenBank genome assembly
AUGUCCAGCAACAAUUACUUACAGCUUCGCGGCCGCCGCGCAGUCCUGCAGACCCCCGCCCGUCGGCCGCUCGGAACCCCCCCAGGGCGCCGCGCGGAGCAGGCGCCGCCGGGCAGCCCCACGGCUGGGGUCCUCGCCAGCAGAAGUCCGUCGCCAUGGAGACGGGGCGCGCGCAGGCCGCACUUCAGCGGCGCCCGCCCAGCCGAGGACAGUUUGGGGGACCGGGACCGCGGCUCCCAGCACCCAAGAGCGCUGACGGCGAACCCUUCGCAGGCGCGUGAUGCCUCGACUCGGCUACCGCCGUCAACAUCUCAGCCCCUACGGAGAGGGCGCCGGCCGACGGCCAACUGCGAAAGCACGGGUCUAGCGAGGGCACGGGGAGGGGCCUCGGACCGACCAGGUCUGUGGGAGACAUCCGCUUCCGGGGCCGCGGCCAUCGCAACCCUCCACUCGUCAGGCCCGCGGAACUGGACCCGUCAGCAGAAGCUGACCCCGGACCCUAGCGUCCCUGAGUCCCGGCUGCCCUCGCUCUGCCGCCCGCCUUCAGAACCAGACAUGUUGGAGCAUCUGAGCUCGCUGCCCACGCAAAUGGAUUACAAGGGCCAGAAGCUAGCUGAACAAAUGUUUCAGGGAAUUAUUCUUUUUUCUGCAAUAGUUGGAUUUAUCUACGGGUACCUGGCUGAACAGUUCGGGUGGACUGUCUAUAUAGUUAUGGCUGGAUUUGCUUUUUCUUGUUUGCUGACACUUCCUCCAUGGCCCAUUUAUCGCCGGCACCCCCUCAAGUGGUUACCUGUUCAAGACUCAAGCACAGAAGACAAGAAACCAGGGGAACGAAAAGUUAAGAGACAUGCUAAAAAUAAUUGA